Molecule: messenger RNA, 1011 nt
Organism: Trichoplax adhaerens
Lineage: Eukaryota; Metazoa; Placozoa; Uniplacotomia; Trichoplacea; Trichoplacidae
Exons: 1
Coding region: 1-1011 (336 amino acids)
Molecular function (GO): metal ion binding; protein binding
Source: RefSeq, a predicted model, not a curated record
AUGGAUAAUUCCUCUGAUCGAAAUCGAGUGAUACAAGAUGAACUACAAGAAAUAAAGAAUAAAUUAAACUCGUUAAUCAAGGAAUCAACCAUUCUAACUUGUAACACUGAAUUGGUACAAGUUCGAAUCCGAUUGACAAAGCAUAAGCAAAUAGUAGCCUCUAUUCAAUUUCCAGCCAAUUAUCCUCAUGAUGUGCUGCUUGUUGAAUUCAAAAGUAAAACCAUAUCUGAAAAAAUAUUAGAUACUCUAUUAAAUUUAUGUAAUAGUGAAUUCAAGAAACACAAAGGUCAAAAGCAAAUUCUUUAUCUACUCCAUUUUGUACACCAAUUUAUAGUCAAUAAUCCGUUAUGUAUUUGUGCUGAUGAAGUACGCCAUUUAAAGAAUAAUAUUGUCGAUGCUCAGCGUGGCGAUUGGAUUAAAAUUAAGCAAAAAUCAUCCACUAUUCUGCUUCGAUUUCAACAACAACGUUACUAUAUUGAAACGAAAUUAGCUAUACCUCAUCACUAUCCAGUAGCUUGUGCAACAGCAGAGAUUACAAGUACUAAUUUUCCUGAAUUACUAAAAAAGACGUUAUCUGGUUUCUGUGAAGAAAUUGCUCGAAAAUGUGUUGAAAAACCACUCAAACCUAAUCCAAAAGAUCCACCUUUUAUCCCUCAGCCAUCAUUGCAGCCAGUCACCGAUUAUAUCGUCAAUUUUUGCCGCAAGCAUGCGAUUGCAAAGUGUCCAAUAUGUAAAAAGCUGGCGUUACCAGAAAAUCCGAGUCAGAUUGUCACUGAUAUAGAGCAUGAUUCCUAUGUGGAAAGGGUUUACUGUGAUCAUUUAUUCCAUUAUGGUUGUCUAGAUAAACACAUGAAAAAGCCUCCUUUUACUGGAGGAAAAAAAUGCCCAGCAUGCUCCAAACGAAUCUAUCAUGAUCGUUGGAAAAUAUCGGCUAGAACUGCUGAAGAUCGUUGGGCUCAUGAACAAGCUAGAAAGCGAGAAUUAGAUGAAGUAAUUGAUUUCCUAAGUUGA